GGUGGAGUGAAGGGGCAGAGGGAGAGGGAGAGAGAGAAUCUCAAGCAGGCUCCACACCUAGCACAGAUCGGGAUGCCACAGGCCUCAUCUUAAUGACCCUGAGAUCAUGACCCGAGCUGAAAUCAAGAGUCGGACGCUUAACCAACUGAGCCACCCAGGCGCCCCUGCCCAUUCUUCACUCUUAAACUUCAAGUCUUACAAGUCUUGUUUCUUGAAACAUAACCUUAUUAUUGGACUCUUAUUUUUGAGGUCGUGAUGUCUCGAGAGACGGAUGGGGAGCGUCAGCAGUCCCAUGGCAGUGGCUCCUGUCCCCAGUCCCAAGGUGGCUUCUCGCAGUCUCAAGGCACCUCCUCCCAGACACACAGCUCCUCACACUCUCCAGUCACGUCCAGCUCCACCAGCACAGCACCCACAUCCAGCCAGUCCUCUCACUCCAGCUCGGGGACACUGAACUCCUUAGACACAGUGUCCACCCAGGAACUCUGUUCUAUUCCUGAGGACCAGGAACCCGAGGAGCCUGUCCCUGCCCCUUGGGCUCGGUUAUGGGCCCUUCAGGAUGGAUUCCCCAAUCUUGAGUGUGUUAAUGACAACUACUGGUUUGGGAGAGAUCGAAGCUGUGAAUACUGCUUUGAUGAGCCACUGCUGAAAAGAACGGAUAAAUACCGGACUUAUAGCAAGAAGCACUUUCGGAUUUUCAGAGAAAUGGGUCCUAAAAACUCUUACAUCGCAUACAUAGAAGAUCACAGUGGGAAUGGAACCUUUGUAAAUAGAGAGCUGGUAGGGAAAGGAAGACGCCUUCCUUUGAAUAACAAUUCUGAAAUUGCACUUUCAGUAUGGAGUAAUAAAGUUUUUGUAUUUUUUGAUCUGACUGUAGAUGAUCAGUCAAUUUAUCCUAAGGAAUUAAGAGACCAAUACAUCAUGUCAAAAACUCUCGGAAGUGGUGCCUGUGGUGAGGUGAAGCUAGCUUUUGAGAGGAAAACAUGUAAGAAAGUAGCCAUAAAAAUCAUCAGCAAAAGGAAGUUUGCUAUUGGCUCUGAGAGAGAUGCAGAUCCAGUUCCCGAUGUUAAAACAGAAAUACAUAUUUUGAAAAAACUAAAUCAUCCUUGUAUCAUCAAGAUUAAAGACUUUUUUGAUGCUGAAGAUUAUUAUAUUGUUUUGGAAUUGAUGGAAGGAGGAGAGCUCUUUGACAGGGUGGUGGGGAAUAAGCGCCUGAAAGAAGCUACAUGCAAACUCUAUUUUUACCAGAUGCUCCUGGCUGUACAGUACCUUCACGAAAAUGGUAUUAUACAUCGGGACUUAAAGCCAGAGAAUGUUCUACUCUCAUCUCAAAAAGAGGACUGUCUUAUAAAGAUUACUGAUUUUGGGCAGUCUAAGAUUUUAGGGGAGACCUCUCUAAUGAGAACCUUAUGUGGGACUCCCACCUACCUGGCUCCUGAGGUUCUUAAUUCCUUUGGGACUGCUGGAUAUAACCGAGCUGUGGAUUGCUGGAGUUUAGGAGUGAUUCUUUUUAUCUGCCUUAGUGGGUAUCCACCUUUCUCUGAGCAUAAGACUCAAGUGUCUUUGAAGGAUCAGAUCACCAGUGGAAAAUUCAAUUUCAUUUCUGAAGUCUGGGCAGAGGUCUCAGAAAAGGCUCUGGACCUUGUCAAGAAGUUGUUGAUAGUGGAUCCAAAGGUGCGUUUUACGACAGAAGAAGCUUUAAGACACCCGUGGCUUCAGGAUGAGGACAUGAAGAGAAAAUUUCAGAAUUUACUUUGUGAAGAAAAUAAGUCAACGGCUCUACACCAAGUGCCGGCCCAGCCUUCCACAAGUCAAAAGCGGCUUCUUGAAGGGGAAGCAGAGGAUGCUGACACCACAAAGCGUCUGGCUGUGUGUGCUGCUGUGUCGUGAACUUUGGUUGAACAUGAAAGAAACCUGCCUUCUUGAACCUGCUGCCAUUUUCUUUAAAUCUGUUUUUUAUAGUUUAUUUUAAUUGUGGGGACAGUUGCUUUUUCACGAUCAUCAAUACACAAUUCCAAACCUAGUGGAACCUGGGCUUUGGCUUCUGUUUGGUGAUGAGCUCUUUAGCUGCACACCUUUUUUGUGUAUUUGCAGUUUUGUGCUUUUUGUCUGGUGCUCUGCAUUGGCUGGAACCAGGUGGGUAUCCCUGGUCUCAGCCUGGGCAAGCUGCAUACAAAUUUGAAAGACCCUUGAGAAAGUUGGAGAUUGGGGUGGAGUUUAUAGAGACUGGCUAGUCACCAAAGUCCUCAUGAGAUGGGAGGUACCUUGGUACCAUAUACCACAGGCCAGUUUUAAAUUCUCACCUCACCUGUGUAAAGGUACAGGUCCAUUGUCGCUGAAACCAUGGGACCAAAACAGUUGUGGAAUUUGAAAUUUUCCUGGUUUUGGGAAGGAUACAUGGCACAUCAACUCUAUUAUUUGUAACACCUAGUAGAGUCCUAUAACUAAGCACUUAAAUACUUUAGCAGCAAAUAUUCACAAUAAAAGGGUUAGAGAAGACUAUAAGUGCCUGUCAGUGCAGGUCACUUUUCUGUCAAAGGAGUUAUGGAUGACUCUCAGGUUUUAAAGCUGUUUGGAUUUUGGAAAUGCAAAUGAGGCAUGUGGGCAUUUCAUGUUGAGCCAAUGACAACCAAGGAAGCCCUGAAUAAAGCCCUUCUCUUGGCUGAUCUUGUCCAGUCCUCACAGUGAUGCUAUGGUAUAAGUCCUCUGACUGCGCUAAUGUUGUAGGUGAGGAACCCAGGAUGAAGGAGUAAGUUGACUUGUCCAGUGUCACACAGCAAGUGGCAGAGGUGGGACCCAACCAACCCAGGUCUUUCUGACUCUAAUAUUCCUCAUCUUCUCAGGCUCAUAUAUAGUCAGACUCGGAAAUGCUGACUCAUACUGACAAAACUCACAAGAGACUGAUAAUCUAAAUCCUGAAUGCCAGUGUGUUCAAUUAUUGUGAGAGGGUACAGCCCCAUGAUCUGUGUAAGUUGGGACACGUUGGUGGCAAGGAACAGAAGCUCAUUUAGGUUACUUCAUGAUAAAGGGGAUUUGUUUCACGGUUAUGGAUGUCUGGGCCUGGGAUCCAUCAGGAACCCAGGCAGCUGUAAUGCUUGGUUCCUCUUGUCUCUUUCUGACCCACUGAUUUUGCUUCUAUCUUUGGCUGGUUGAUAGUAGGCCACAUUAUAGCUUACUGGUCAUGCCAUGAGCUGAAUGCCUU
Molecule: messenger RNA, 3199 nt
Organism: Zalophus californianus (California sea lion)
Lineage: Eukaryota; Metazoa; Chordata; Mammalia; Carnivora; Otariidae
Gene: CHEK2
Product: checkpoint kinase 2
Exons: 14
Coding region: 256-1887 (543 amino acids)
Biological process (GO): protein phosphorylation; mitotic DNA damage checkpoint signaling
Cellular component (GO): nucleus; cytoplasm
Molecular function (GO): protein binding; protein serine/threonine kinase activity; ATP binding
Source: RefSeq, a predicted model, not a curated record